Molecule: messenger RNA, 1020 nt
Organism: Plenodomus lingam JN3
Lineage: Eukaryota; Fungi; Ascomycota; Dothideomycetes; Pleosporales; Leptosphaeriaceae
Source: RefSeq, a predicted model, not a curated record
AUGGCAGAUAUCGAGCAGCAGACGCCGGUCGAGGAGACGCCCACAAAUGAUGUGGAGAUGAACGAGGGCGCAGGGGAUGCGCCAGGCGGGGAUGUCGAAUUGACGCAGAUGGAGCCAGAGGCGCCGAAGCUGGUCUUGUUCGCAGAGUUGAUGAAGAGCCCGAUCGUUGAAGUGAUUGUCGGAUCUGGGGAGAACCGGGCCACAUACUCUGCGCAUCAAGCAGUAAUCAUCAAAUCACCAGAAUUCGCAAAGCAGGUUGACGCCUUCUCAGCAGGAGGACCCCGCCAAAUCCUCUUUCCUGAUUGCGACAUCGAAGCCAUGGGCUCUGUAAUCGAGUACCUCUACACAGGCGAAUACUUUCCAAAGAGGACCUCGUCCGCGCGCGACGCCCCUCUGGAAAAAGACCCGCGCCAGCCCUCGGCCGACGACGACGGCCUCGGCCUCCUCGUCCACGCCCGCAUCUAUACUCUGGCCGACCGCCUCCAACUCCCCGAGCUGAAAUCGCUCGCGCACUCAAAGAUCCACCGCACCGCGUCCACGGCAAAGGGCGAGCUCGCCUACGCCCGCUACGUAUACAAGGAGUCCAGUCCCGGAGACGCGACGAUUCGCAAGCCGGUUGCUGCCUUUUGGGCGACCCGGUCCUUCAGUCUGCGCCACGAUGCGGAGCCAGAGUUCAAGGCCAUGUGUCUCGAGUUUCCGCAGUUCUCGUACGAUGUCCUGCAGCUGGUGCUUGACCAGCAGGAGAAGAGCAGGCGUGGAGGGGGCGACGAUGGGCUGUCGUCGCGUGGUGGGCCGAGUGUAGUUCCAGGGAGCACGAGGAAGAGGGCGAGACUUGGUUGGGUCGAUUGGCUGCGAGACGGACGGUGGGAGAAUGCCAAGUUGGCCGCACCGUCUGUCCCGGCCCUGGUCCCCCCCGCACUGCAUGUUUGUGUUAGCGACGCGAGUGGACCAGAGGCGUUGCCCGACGCGCUUCAGAUUGCAGUAGAGGGCAUAGCACAUAGGUAUUGUGGCAUAGCAUAG